AUGCCCCAGAGUGCUCAGACAGCCUGCUUCUCAACUCCCAUUGCAGCUGCUCCAUGGAGCAAACAAGAUGGAGAUCCCAGCAGCCAAGAAGAGGUUCCAGGCACCUUCCAUAUCUCGCCACCUAUUGAGGCUUUGCUCAGUGAUAGGCUAGAUAAGAAAGUAGUUGAUUUGGCGCAGUUCCUGAGCACCAAGUAUCUAACAACAGAGCCCAUGGCAAAGGCAGAAAUGCUGAAGAUGGCGAUUAAAGAGUACAAAGACCACUUCCCUGUGAUCUUCCAGAAAGCCUGUGAGUGCAUGGAAAUGGUCUUUGGCAUCAGUGUGAAGGAAGUGGACUCCAUGGGCCACGCCUAUCUCCUCAUCAAAAUGCUAGAUCUCACCUAUGAUUGGAUGCUGAGUGGUGAACAGGGCAUGUCCAAGACCGGCCUCCUGAUACUUACCCUGGGCGUGAUCUUCAUGGAGAGCAACUGUGUCCCUGAAGAGAAGGUCUGGGAAGUGCUGAGUAUGAUUGCAGUAUGUUCUGGAAGGAAGGAUUGCUUCUACGGGGAAAUCAGGAAGCUAAUCACCAGAGAUUUGGUGGAGGAAAAGUACCUGGAGUACCACCAAGUGCCCAACAGUGAUCCUGCCCGCUGUGAAUUCCUUUGGGGUCCAAGAGCCCAUGCAGAAACCAGCAAGAUGAAAGUCCUGAAGUUUUUUGCCAAGGUCACUGGAACUAACCCAUCCUUGUAUGAGGAGCCGAUGAUUGAGUGA
Messenger RNA from Orycteropus afer afer, 747 nucleotides. RefSeq names its product putative MAGE domain-containing protein MAGEA13P. Gene Ontology annotation, biological process: negative regulation of transcription by RNA polymerase II. Lineage: Eukaryota; Metazoa; Chordata; Mammalia; Tubulidentata; Orycteropodidae. The record is from RefSeq and is a predicted model, not a curated record. Gene Ontology annotation, cellular component: nucleus.